Messenger RNA from Lonchura striata (white-rumped munia), 2798 nucleotides. RefSeq names its product chemerin chemokine-like receptor 2 (gene CMKLR2). Gene Ontology annotation, cellular component: plasma membrane. Gene Ontology annotation, molecular function: G protein-coupled receptor activity; complement receptor activity. Gene Ontology annotation, biological process: phospholipase C-activating G protein-coupled receptor signaling pathway; positive regulation of cytosolic calcium ion concentration; complement receptor mediated signaling pathway. The record is from RefSeq and is a predicted model, not a curated record. Lineage: Eukaryota; Metazoa; Chordata; Aves; Passeriformes; Estrildidae.
AGCUCAGAUCCCUGAUUUACAGUGUCUUUUGUUUCAAAGAACUAAGUAAGGAAGCCACUCUGCAAGAUGACAUAUGAAGAUUAUGAGAGCUACUCUUAUUUCUACAAUGCAUCUGAGGAAGAUGAGUCACCCCAGUCCUCCCUCAGCAUUGCCCAUAUUAUUUCCCUUUUCUUUUACAGUGUGGCAUUUCUGCUGGGAGUGCCAGGUAAUGCCAUUGUCAUCUGGUUUAUGGGCUUUAAGUGGGAUAAAUCUGUUUCCACACUCUGGUUCCUGAAUCUGGCCAUUGCAGAUUUCAUUUUUGUUCUCUUCCUGCCCCUCUAUAUUACAUAUGUGGCAAUGGGUUUCCACUGGCCUUUUGGGAAGUGGCUCUGCAAAAUGAACUCAUUCAUUGCACUACUUAAUAUGUUUGCCAGUGUUUUCUUCCUGACAUUCAUCAGCCUUGACCGCUACAUCCGCCUUGUCCACCCAGUCUUUUCCUACAAAUACAGGACUGUAAAGAACACCCUCCUUCUGAGUGGGGUCAUUUGGAUGUCAGCUGCAAUUAUUGGUGGCCCUGCCUUAUACUUUAGAGACACAGCUACAGGCCUCAACAAUGUCACCGUUUGCUUCAACAACUUCCAUGUACACGACAGAGAACUUAUUUUGCUGACACAUCACAUUCUCAUUUGGGUGAGGCUUGCAUUUGGUUACCUCUUUCCUUUAGUGACCAUGGUUAUUUGCUACUCAUUGCUGAUUGUCAAAGUGAAGAGGAGAACUGUAUUGACUUCUAGCAGGCUUUUCUGGACCAUUACUGCUGUAGUUGUAGCUUUUUUCAUCUGCUGGACACCAUAUCAUAUAUUCAGCAUUGUGGAGCUGAAUGCUCACCAUGAUGAAAAUUUGCACGACUUACUACAGGAUGGCAUUCCCCUCUCCACUGGCCUUGGCUUCAUCAACAGUUGCCUCAACCCAAUCCUCUACGUUCUGAUUAGCAAAAAGUUCCAAGCCCAGGUGAAGAGCACGGUGUCUGAGGUGCUGAAGCUGGCGCUGUGGGAGGUGAGCCGCUCGGGGACGGUCAGCGAGCAGCUGUGGAGCUCGGACAGCGCUCCUGCGCACUACUCUGAAACCGCCCAGUGACUCUCGCGGCACCUGCUCUCCCCAAAGGAGCUGACAGGAGAUUUGCAAGUCUUCUUGACUUCACAUCUGCCAGUCAGAUGUGCAUCUUUGCAUAUACAGUUUUCUGUAAACAGCUGGCUUAAUUGUGCUUGCUGCUUUAAUUUUGAAAGGUUUUUAAGGGACACGUGAUUUGGAUGUGUGCCCUUGCAAUGCACAUACAGCCUGAACUGAAAGUUAUCAGCAUAGGUGGAAUGACUCUAACUGGGCUUUUGAUAAGGAAUGUUGUUGUCAUCCUGUUGAUUUGCUGUGGUUCCAUACCUCAUUGAUAUCAAAAGGACACAUAAUAAAAAUAUUCCUCCUUGCCAUUGCUGAUACCACUCUUAAUUGAGGCAUUCUCAUGCAAGAGGCUGUGGCCAUACAUCACUGCGUCAUGAGUCUCCUGAUUGCCUACUACUGCCCCAAGGAGGAACACCCUGGCUACAUCCCACCUAAAUGAAACUAUUAGUGCCACCAUUCUGCAGCUGGAGAAGAAUCUCAAGAUGGAGAACACUCAAUUGCUGCCUUCUAUUGUCAAAAAAGAAAAAUAUGGAAAUAUAACCUGUCUUCUCUGCCUGCUCUUUAUCUUACACUCAAAACUAAGACAGGAGACCUUGUGUUUUGGGGUCACUUACUGUAUUUUUAGCACCAGCUGGGUGCAAAAUUCUGAGCAGAUGUUUCAUAUAAGUAUUACGCUCAUUCAAAAUGUGCAAAGAAUUAGUGAAAAUAUUUCUUACAACUUCUGUGUCACACUUCUUUUUCUGUUUAAAAUGUUAGUCCUACAGAGAUUUACAACUAAUGAUUGCUCUUUAUUACUCUUUCAAGCAAAGAUAAAGAAAUAAUAUAGCAUUUUGUUUGCCUUAAUGUCAAGCUUAAAAAAAUGGGUGGAGUGAAUUCAUCAGUAUUCUGUUACAAGUCUGAAGCCAAAUUUGGAUUUCUUUUCUAAGUAAGAGGCAAGACAGUUCAUCCAGGAAAUGGAGUCCACUCCCAUAAGAAAGAUGAAGUAGUCCUAAUUAUGCUGUAUGCUGUUCCAACUUGUUGCUUCUGCAGAAUCACACAUACAUCAAUGCAAAUAUAUAUAUGCUAUGUGGAGUGAACCAAUUUCUGAUGCAGUACUACUUAAUUAAAAAGUUGAAUGUGGGACAAAACUCUACUGAAAGUAAAAGUAUGGAGCCUUGGGAAAAUUUGAACUGUUAUUUCCUAGUUAUUGGCCUAGUUAUUGCCUUUCAGAUAAUUUACCUAGUUAGUAUGGCCUGCCAAAACAUUAGUAGCAUUAAUGCUAUAAUUAAGUCCUUAUGCGUAAAUAGAUUUGCUUUCCUAUAAAAUAUGUAUGAGCACAUUGGUAGCUGCACAAAUAGAAACAGCCUGACUGUGGUCUGUAACUAUUUCUUUGGGCUCUGGUUUCAGAGUCUAAGAGUCAGGCAGGAUCAGUGGAAUUUUGGAGUAUUUCCCUUUGGGUUGAAAAGCUGGUAAGCAGCACUCUUCCUUUGAGUCAUUUGCUGCCUGGUACAUAGUUGCUCAUCGUAAUGUUUUGGCACCAUGCUGCUGUAUGUGCCUAAAUCAAACAUUUUGCAGUUUUUCUUCACAUGUUCCCUGACAUCUUUCUAAGAAUGAUGUACUCUCUUGGCUGUAGCCCAAGUGAAGUAAUAAAAUAUUCUUGUUUCCAAAAA